This is a messenger RNA of Linum tenue, 1507 nucleotides long. NCBI's taxonomy places the organism in Eukaryota, Viridiplantae, Streptophyta, Magnoliopsida, Malpighiales, Linaceae. The record is from the annotation of a GenBank genome assembly.
UCAUCAACCUGGUACUUGAUUAAGAGAUAUAAUAAUCAAUAUAUAGGUCGAACAUGAGAAAAAGCUUAGAUGAGAACUCUCUUCAUCUUAAAACCCAACCUUUUACCCACAGAGAAAACCGACAACCACAGAGCCUUUAAUUUCCCGACAUGGCCGCCGCCGCCGCCGCGCCUUACGACCGGAUCGCCGAGCUGAAGGCAUUCGACGAAUCAAAAGCCGGCGUGAAAGGGUUGGCGGACGCCGGCAUCACCGAGCUGCCUCGAUUCUUCCACGCGCCGCCGCAUCUCCUCCACGACUACCCUACCGCUGCAGCCGGCGAUCCCAACUUCGUCUUCCCCGUCAUCGACCUGGAAGGCGGCGCGUGGGAACAAGAUCCCGGCAAGCGGAAGCGGAUUGUUGCGGAGAUCAGUGACGCGUCGGCCAACUGGGGGUUCUUCCAAGUCGUCAACCACGGCUUCCCGGCCAGUCUCGUCGCGGAAAUGAAAGCCGGAGCCCACAGAUUCUUUGAGCUGGAUGUGGAUGAGAAGAAGCAAUACUACAGCCACGACAUGAGGAAGAAAGUCGUCCACCACAGCAACUUGAACAUUUACACAGUUCCCACCAUCAAUUGGAGGGACACCAUCAUGUUUCAGAUGGCACCAGAUCCGCCGGAGCCAGAGGAGUUACCAGCUUGUUGCAGAGAUGUCGUAACAGAGUACUCGAGGGAGAUACUGAAAUUUGGAGAAUUGCUCUUCCAGCUGCUGUCUGAGGCUCUAGGGUUGAAGCCAGAUCACUUGAAGGAAAUGGGUUGCGCAGAGGGAGUGAACCUGCUGUACAAUUACUACCCAGCCUGUCCUCAACCGGAGCUAACUUUGGGGACAACCCAACAUGCCGAUGUUGGGUUCAUAUCGUUGCUCGUACAGGACCACAUCGGAGGACUUCAGGUUCUUCAUCGGGAUCAUUGGGUCGACGUGCCUCCCGAUUCAGAGGGUAUUGUGGUCAACAUCGCGAAUCUGCUUCAGGUGAUGUCUAAUGACAGGUUUACGAGCGUGAAGCACAGAGCGCUGGUGAAGAGCGUUGGACCGAGAGCGUCGGUUGUUGCCUUCUUCGGUGUUGGAUAUGCAUCGGGUUCGAGAGUUUAUGGACCCAUAGAAGAGCUGGUGUCGGAAGAAAAUCCUCCGAGAUACAGGAAGACCACGGUGGAAGAUUUCCUCACUCAAUCUUACAAGCAAGGUCUUAAUGGAAUGUCUUUUUUGGACAAUCUUAGACUCGUGGCAGAUUAGUUAGGGUUUCGAACGUGAUGCUAUCAGCUUCUGCAAGAAUAGUGUGUUUGUUUUUCUUUGUGAAUAAAGAUGCUUGAUAAGUAUAAGGUUGUUCAUCUAUGAUUCUGAUGUCACCCUCAAUUAUGGAAAGCGUAUUUACUGUUUCUAAUUUGAUUUUUGUAAAACAUUUGUUAUGCCAAAAUUCAAUCAUUGUUUGUCAUAUAUAUUUUGAAAGAGAAUUGAACAAAUGCUAUGUAAUAAUUUUG